AUGUCGGACCACCACCUCAGCUCGCGGCUCGCAAAUCUCAACCCCUUCACCAAGGGCGGAGGUGGAGGUGGAGGCGAUGACGAUGACGACCAGGGCGAUCGAAUCGACAACGAAAGCAUCGGCGGAGCCGGCCGCCACCACGCACGCAGGACGGAGGAGGCCAAGGUUGAGCUCAGGGUCAGCCAUGCACUGCGUUCGUUCCUCCUCAAGGAGCGCCUGCUCUCCGAAUCGGAGGCGGCCGAGGAGCACAGCGAGGCCCUGCAGCGUCUGCUGAGCCGCACGUCGUUUGACGCCCCGGGUGCGCUGCUGGAUCGCUCUCAUCCGCUGCCGGAAUAUUUCAUCAGCUCGAGCCACAACACGUACCUCAUGGCCCACCAGCUGUACGGCUCCUCGUCGGCCACGGCGUACGAGACGGCCAUCAACACGGGCUCCCGCUGCGUCGAGAUCGACGCCUGGGACAACGGCGCCGACGAGGACGAGCCGAAAGUCACGCACGGCUUCACCCUCGUCUCUCACAUCCCCUUCCGAGUCGUGUGCGAGACGAUCCGCAACGUCCUCGACCGGGAGCUCGCCGUCGCCGAGGAGGACGGCAUGCCGCCGGUGUCGCCCAUCCUGCUCUCGCUCGAGAACCACUGCGGCGAGCACGGCCAGCGUCGGCUCGCGAGCAUCAUGAGGGAGGUCUUUGGCGAGCGUCUGCUCAGCGAGUCGGUUCGCGAGGCCGGCCACCGCGAGCAGGAGAGCGCCGGCGAUCACGGCGAACACGUCACGCUCGCCGACUUGGGGCCUCGCGUAGCCGUCAUCGUCGAGUACCACAUCCCGGGCGAGGCCGACGAAAGCGACAGCUCGUCGAGCGACGAGGCCGAAGCGGAGGCCGACAAGGGCAAGGACAAGGAUGACGACAAGGAGCAGGCGGCGCGCAAGGAGUACCGGGACAACAAGAAGGAGAAGGCGGCGGUGUCGAGCGUCAUCGUCCCCGAGCUCGCCGAGCUGGGCGUCUACGCGCAGUCGGUCAAGCCGAGCGACAACUCGUGGUACGAUCCCGGCGCGCUCGUCAACGGGCCUCACCACCACCUCAUCAACGUGUCCGAGUCGGGCCUCUCGAAGCACCUGCCGGCAAGCGCGAGCCCCAUCGCGAAGCACAACGCCCACCACCUGAUGCGCGUGUAUCCGAAGGGGACGCGCAUCGGAUCGUCGAACCUCAAGCCCGUCGCCUUCUGGGGCAUCGGCGCCCAGAUCUGCGCGCUCAACUGGCAGUCGUUCGGGACGAGCAACCAGCUCAACGACGCCCUCUUCUGCGGAUCCGAGGGCUUCGUCCUCAAGCCUGCCGCCCUGCGCGCCGGCGGCGACGGCAAUCUCGGCACGGGCCGCAAGAAGAGGCUGCGCCUGCACGUCGCCGGCGCGACCGACAUACCGCUGCACGAGGACCGCGGCUCCGAUUCGAUCAAGCCGUACCUCACCUGCAACCUGUACAGCCCGUGCGCCAUGGACGGCGAGACGAACAAGCGCAAGACGGCGGCGUACAAGCACCACAAGCUCAGCAUGCUGCACCGGGGCGAGAAUCCGCCGGCGACGGAUCCCAUCUGGGACGAGACGCUCGAGUGGGUCUACGAGGACAACGAGCUUGUCUUCCUGCGCAUGCUCGUCAAGAGCGAUGACGCCUGGGCCCGGAACCCCAAGUUUGCCGUCGCCGCCGUGCGCCUAUCGUACGUCGUGCCGGGCUGGAGCUUCAUCAGCAUGCUGGAUAUGAAGGGGGGGGAGACGAAGUGCACCCUUCUCGUCAAGUUUGAGGUGACGGACGCCUAG
Messenger RNA from Drechmeria coniospora, 1803 nucleotides. RefSeq names its product 1-phosphatidylinositol-4,5-bisphosphate phosphodiesterase gamma 2. The coding region runs from base 1 to 1803 and encodes 600 amino acids. Gene Ontology annotation, molecular function: phosphatidylinositol-4,5-bisphosphate phospholipase C activity. Gene Ontology annotation, biological process: phosphatidylinositol-mediated signaling; lipid metabolic process. The transcript has a single exon. Lineage: Eukaryota; Fungi; Ascomycota; Sordariomycetes; Hypocreales; Ophiocordycipitaceae. The record is from RefSeq and is a predicted model, not a curated record.